Molecule: messenger RNA, 1078 nt
Organism: Colletotrichum navitas
Lineage: Eukaryota; Fungi; Ascomycota; Sordariomycetes; Glomerellales; Glomerellaceae
Exons: 4
Coding region: 450-983 (177 amino acids)
Source: RefSeq, a predicted model, not a curated record
CCCCACGCUACGUUGCAACCGCCCGCUCGACUGCCAUCUCAUUUGUCCAGGUUCGAGUGACCAACUGCGGGGAAAGAGGCGAAUGUUCCAUCGCGGGAUCAGCAACGGCUGCGAACUCGACUUCCCAGGGUUCGCCGUUUCCUGCACUGCGUAAUACCCAUGCGUGACUGCGGACUGCAUGCUCUCCAAGAAGAACCUUGUUGCUGACGGACACCACCCCGAGACUCGAGUUGCAUCUCCUAUUUUGUUUUCCGACCGAGGGCUUGUCCUGUCUGCCCAUCCGAAAGUCUGUUGAGGACACACUGACACCAACGGGAGGAGCAGUCAGCAAAACCUUGACCUAAAGGAAUGCAAAGGUUUUCGGGCACGGUUUCAACCUUACGGGCACACAAUUCGUUUCUCUCCCAUUCUCUCACACCGACCAAUGAUGGACGUACCGUCUCGUGUGUAUGACGUUUGCCUGGAAGUGUAUCCGCUCGCCCCGUCACUGUCAGAUUUGGCGUCUCCACCUCGAUGGACCCCUUGGCGCCAUGGCCCGGCCCCCUCCCCAGACGGCAUCAUCAUGCGCGGACACUAUCCGGACUACCUACAGAGGUUUGCUUCGCUGCCGCUUGCCACUGCGGCUCGGCUGCAGUUCAUUAUUCCUCGCUUUCACGAUAGCCAAAGAGUGGCGUCGAGGGGACAGCAAAAACGCUGACGGAACGAAUUGGCCUGCAAAAGAAAUGAAGUUGCAUAACGAAAGCUCAUGUGUCGUAAGAACGAGCAUCCAUCCCACCCCUCCCCCUCGCCUCUUGGAUUUGUUCCUCUCACUCCCGCGGAAGGCAGACACACCGGAAAGUUACCUCAUGUCCACGACUCCAGCCUCUCUUUUGACGCAAAUAUAUUCAUCUGUUUCGUCCGCGCACCCGUCUUCUACUAUGAGAACUGCCCUAGAAGCUUACCUCGAAGUAACCAUCCCCCCAUGCGCAUGGUGUCCAAAGUGAAUCUGCAAGAGAGUCGCAGUCGCAACCACUCCACCCACCCACCCACACACACACACACACACACACACACAUCCUGCAUUCGUGUUUGGAGGAAA